This is a messenger RNA of Jatropha curcas, 1402 nucleotides long. It is a transcript of the gene SETH3, whose product is annotated as Sugar isomerase (SIS) family protein. NCBI's taxonomy places the organism in Eukaryota, Viridiplantae, Streptophyta, Magnoliopsida, Malpighiales, Euphorbiaceae. Gene Ontology annotation, biological process: carbohydrate derivative metabolic process; carbohydrate metabolic process. The record is from RefSeq and is a predicted model, not a curated record. Gene Ontology annotation, molecular function: carbohydrate derivative binding; isomerase activity.
GUUAACUGUCCAAACUCAAAAACAAAACCAGAUCUCCAUUUUAUCCUUCUCUUUCUCUCUCUCUCCUUUCUCCUUUCCUGCGUCUCAGAUCUCCUCCAAUGGGAUCGCUUGACCUUCCCUCGUUUCCGAUUUGCGAGCACGAACCGCAACAGCAGCAAAUUGACCAAACCACCCUUCUCAGUCUCUUCAAAUCUCAACAAAACCACCUCAAUUACUUCUUUCAAAACCUUGAUCUCUCUCAAACCUUGUCAUUCGCUCAACUACUCCUCAAUUCUCGCGGCACUAUCUUCUUCUCCGGUGUCGGCAAGUCUGGUUUCGUCGCCAAUAAGAUUUCUCAGACCCUUAUUUCUCUCGGCAUUCGCGCUGGAUUCCUCUCUCCCGUCGAUGCUCUACAUGGCGAUAUCGGAAUCCUCACGUCACGUGACAUUCUCGUGCUGUUCAGCAAAUCUGGGAACACUGAGGAGCUGUUGCGUCUUGUUCCUUGUGCCAAGGCUAAAGGCGCUUAUCUUGUGUCCGUGACGUCUGUGGAAGGUAAUGCGAUUGCUGCUGUUUGUAAUAUGAAUGUCCAUUUGCCGUUGGAGAGGGAAUUGUGUCCGUUUGAUUUGGCUCCGGUUACUUCUACGGCUAUUCAGAUGGUUUUUGGGGAUACCGUGGCGAUUGCUCUUAUGGGAGCUAGGAAUUUGACUAAGGAUCAGUAUGCGGCUAAUCAUCCUGCUGGAAGGAUUGGGAAGAGCUUGAUUUUUAAGGUAAAAGAUGUUAUGAAGAAGCAAGAUGAGCUUCCGGUCUGCAGGGAAGGAGAUUUGAUAAUGGACCAGCUAGUUGAGCUAACAAGUAAAGGUUGUGGCUGUCUGCUUGUUAUUAAUGAAGAGUAUCACUUGAUUGGAACAUUUACAGAUGGUGAUCUUAGGCGUACUCUCAAGGCUAGUGGGGAAGGCAUCUUUAAGCUCACAGUGGGGGAAAUGUGCAACAGGAACCCAAGAACAAUCGGUCCAGAUGCAAUGGCGGUGGAAGCGAUGAAAAAGAUGGAAUCACCACCAUCCCCUGUGCAAUUUUUGCCUGUGAUCAAUCAGCAAAAUAUCUUGAUUGGCAUUGUUACCUUGCAUGGAUUAGUUUCAGCUGGUCUUUGAUUCAUUAAAUAAGUGCUAUCAUUAUAAUUUUUUAUCAUGUUAGCAUUCCAAUUUUUUUUAGGGCGAUUCUUUCCAGAUAUUAGAACUUGAAUUUAUCCCUGGCAGGGGAUCUUUUGCAGUCCUAUUGCACCAUUAUAUGUAAAUCGAAUGUGGGUUCGAUGUAUUCUGUAUAGAGGAUGUUUAUUUCAUGUGGUAAUGUAGAACCAUCCAGUGAUUUAUGUUUAGAUAUUUAGCAUCUUUCUGUCAUAUAGCAGGGGUAAUGUAUGUUUUCUUUU